UUCAUAAUGGUAUUAUAGGAGAAUCUGAGAGUAAAAUUUAUCAAACGUGCGUGAUAUGAAAAAAUUGGCGAAUAUUUAUUGUUCAUAAUGAUAAGUGAACUGAAAGUCAGGUUUCUUGAUUAUUGAUUUGGUCUUUAUGUGAUAAUUUAGAUACGAUUAACAAUAAAUGAAAUUCACCGCAAUGGUGAAAAAGUUCAGAUAAUUAAUUGAGAAUUUAGAAAGACAGUUUUGCAAUGUUUGAGGGAUACAGUUCAGCCAAAAUAUGACAUUCAGGUGAUUAAAUUUAAAAUGAAUUGUAAAUGAAAUGUUCUGAGAUAUUGUUAGAGCUCACAAACGGACAAAACGGCACAUUUGCAACAAUACAAAUUAAACUAGAAGAAGUUUUAAUUUUUAUGUUAUACUUCUGAAAAACUUGAAAAUUUGUGUAGAAGCUUAAUAGCAAAUCUACAUAAGAAUAAAAUGUGAUAUAAUGUUGGUACGCUUUUUGCUAACUCAUAUUUAUACUCACAGUCUCAGGUUUGAGCGCAUUUCCUCUUAAUUGGUAUUACAGCGAAUUUUGCAAUAAUAAAAUUUAACUGUAGCAAUAUUGAUUAGGUCCUAUUGUAGGCUUUGAUUUAUACCAAUAGCUGAACGACAGUGAAUGCAAGGGCACAGCGUUUACCCUAAUGACCUUGCCCAAUUUGAUUUUCGAAAUGUAAAAAAAUACUUCAAGUCAGUAAGGCAACUGUUCCCAAGUCUGUGUGUUUAUUUGUAUAUAUACAAUUAGCUUCGACAUUCCGACCUGAUUAAUAUUUAAGACUGGCUUCUACUACUUAGUUCAUGUUGGUAUUUUAUUGCUAAUUUGUACCAUCGCAAAUUGGCUAAUAUACACUUUUGUUUAGUAUUAAAGCCAGUGACAUUAAAAACGUUGAAUAUUGCCUAUACGCGCCGAGGUUUUAGUUAAACCACACAUGAUUUUAUGUCCUUUGAGCCGUAUUCCGGUUACGCGUGUAAAAUAUUUCAGCAAAGCCUUUCUUUCAGCGUUCUUUGUUUUGUCAUGUGGUAAGUUUGACCAAUGACAGACAUCGAAUGAAAUCCGAUGUAUGAAGUGUCACUUCGCUUAUCCUGGUUAGAUUAUCCGUUCAUUGAAAAUCUAUAGCAAUAAAAUAAUAUAACAGCUUGCUUGUAAGUAUGUUAUACCGAUAGGCGUGCCCGCUUUGACAAGAUAAUAUGUUUAGUACAAAAACAGUAUAGCGAUUAUCUACUUAAUUUGCUUCGAAAACCUGAGAAUGCAAAUAAACUCAGUAAACUUCCUACCCCAAUUACUAAAAAAAAUCGCUUUUGGGUAUUGUGAUAUACAAGUGUACCAUCGUAAAACAUUGUCCGAAAAAAAAAAAUUCGUUUUGUUCUGUCAGACACAUGAUUGAAUGAUAAAUAAAUUUAUUAAAAACAUGAAUAUCAGAAUUGCACUUACCGUGGUGUUUAUUUCAAUGAACGUUCUCCCGGGAUACUCACGAAUCUGUACAACUCAAUACCAUUGUCAUGAUAAAAACACAAACAAAACUUACAAGGAUGGCGAUGUUUGGAAUUCAGUAAAUUAUCAACAAUAUGCUUGUGCCGAAUGUAUUUGCAUGGAGUCAAAAGAAUAUACGGUAUCCUGCAUUGAGUUGGAAGUGGCGAACUAUUCGGAUGUUAAACAGACCAUCAAAGGGAAUGUUCGAAAGCAGCAAUUUGAAGUUAAAGAUCAAGUGAGAAAAGAACAGCAGCGUAACUCAAAGGAACCAAAAACAGUACACGUGGAAUUAGAACUUUCAGAAAAAGAAGCGCUUGAAGUAAGAUGUCAAAAAGGAAUAAUGCCAAUUGUUGAAUCACAGAAGCAUGUACUUCUCAAACAAAUCCACCAUUUUUUCAUGAAAAGAAUUAUGCAUUGUUGUGAAAAAUUGUCGUUUUAUAGAGAUGUUGAUCCAUCCUGCACUGUCAUAUUUGACGAACUUUGUAAUUCUCAAGUUGUUGAUCGAAAAUAUCCUGAUCUUCCGUGCAAUAAACCCUUUCAAUUGACUGUUACUUAGGAAAAAAUAUUGUUAUUAUAGUUUAGUUUUCUUUGACGAUAAUUGUUGAUUUCAAGAUCGUACAAUGGAAUGCUGAAAAAAACAUUGCCUCACUCUUUGAUAUAAACUUAAUCUAACACUACAAUGCGCUUGACAAUUUAUACGCCGUGGUGCACUUCUUCGACAAGAAAAUUAUCAAUAAAUGUUCAAUUUAUUUAAUACACCAGUUCCGCGAUCAUUAAAUUUUAAAUAAGUUCGCAAUCAGACAUUUUGAUCAUAUUUAAUACAUGGAAAAUAAAUUUAGUAAUUGAUAAUUGGUUCUUAUUUUCAUUCUACUCACUAGACAAAUUUAUUUUGUAUUAUAUUUGUUUUCUAUUCUCCAGGUAUUUAUCUUGUUAUUUUUCGUUUUUUAUUCCGAAUAAUUGCUUAUUUGUCACUACUCAAAACUUUAAAAAAUUACUUGCAUGCCAAGGUAGUUUUGUUAUACUUCGUACAAAAUCAGUCCUACGAUACUUGGUCUCUGAUAUCUCAGCGAAAGAUUAGUACAGCACAUAUCAGAAACUGAUUAAAUUCUAAUUUCAAAUCAUCUAUUGAUUUUAGAGUGCUGGAUAUAAAGAAUUACUUGCUUUCAACAAUACAGCCAUUACUACUCUAUUAAGUCUUUAACUGACGAAUUAUGUCGGACAACUUUUAUAGCGACUAUCUGACUAUACUUAAAUAAAAUAUCACAGCAAAAUAUUUUUAUUUUAUUACGCUUACUUGUUGAAGCGAUGCAUUUCAUACGUCUGAAUCCCUGUAGUAAAAUGACAUAAUAUACUGUAAUCUAUAUUUUCCUUUGAAAAUAGCAGUUGCCCUGGCAUCACCGUGUUGCUGCUAGCAAACAAAUUUGUAACUGUGGGACCCGAGAUCAAAAUUCGAAUGAGUUCUUGUACAACACGAUAUUAUAUUUUGAAAACUACAAAUCAGACCAACACAGAAACAAUCAACACACAAAAUGGAGCGUGCUAGAGUAAGGUAAAAUAUCGACUCUUUUAAAACAUAAACAUUGGGCGCUCCCGUAGUAUGUGCAACAAGAUGGCGGACACAUGAACAUAGUAUGUGAACCAAGUUAGGGUUAGGCCAUAAUUUGAUUCCAUUUUUCCUUAUUUUAGU
Molecule: messenger RNA, 3179 nt
Organism: Styela clava
Lineage: Eukaryota; Metazoa; Chordata; Ascidiacea; Stolidobranchia; Styelidae
Source: RefSeq, a predicted model, not a curated record